Dunckerocampus dactyliophorus (ringed pipefish) is the source of this 7204-nucleotide messenger RNA. It is a transcript of the gene grin3ba, whose product is annotated as glutamate receptor, ionotropic, N-methyl-D-aspartate 3Ba. The transcript is spliced from 12 exons. Bases 280 to 4317 code for a protein of 1345 amino acids. Gene Ontology annotation, biological process: monoatomic ion transport; synaptic transmission, glutamatergic; ionotropic glutamate receptor signaling pathway. Gene Ontology annotation, cellular component: postsynaptic membrane; plasma membrane. NCBI's taxonomy places the organism in Eukaryota, Metazoa, Chordata, Actinopteri, Syngnathiformes, Syngnathidae. Gene Ontology annotation, molecular function: NMDA glutamate receptor activity; transmitter-gated monoatomic ion channel activity involved in regulation of postsynaptic membrane potential. The record is from RefSeq and is a predicted model, not a curated record.
CGCCCGCGCACGCACACAGCUGGUGUGCCUUGAUCCAGCAGGAAGACGAAGAAGCUCCGAGGCUCCACCGCGCGUCUUUAGUGCCAAUUCAAGAGCAACUUUGAGGAGGUGAGACGCUCCUCCAUGGAGACUUCUGCAAAAGACUAACACAAACAGGGGGAAAGAAGAAACAGAAGCAUCAAGUCCCGGUAAAGCGGUGGAGCCGGGAGCAAGAGUGAGCUAUGCCAUCUCCCGCAGAGUGGAGCCCAGUCCUCCUGCGUCGUGUGUCGGAGCUGCAGCAUGGUGCCCCUCUCCGGACUCUGGACCUACCGCCUCGCCCCCGGGAGACCUAUCUUCCUCCUGCUCUCCUUCCUCCCCGCCAGACCUCUGCUGCUGCUGCUCCUCGUCGGCGCCCUCUCGUCCCCGGAGCCGUGCCUACUUCCUCCGCCGUCGUGCCACAUCCUCGCCCGGAUAGGACACACCGUGCGCCUGGGCGCGUUGCUGCCCACCCGCCAGCCGGCCCGGAUACAGAACGCGCUCAACCGCGCCCUAGCUAGCCUCCGGCACCAGAGCGGAACAUCCGACUCUUCCACCAGCAGCAGCAGCACCACCACCACCAGCAACCCGUCUCGAACCCUCCCGCUGCUGCCCUACAACCUCAGCCUGGAGAUGGUGGCUCGCUCGCCAGCCGGCUGGGACCCGGUGUCGCUGUCCAGGUGUGCGUGUCAGGAGCUGGUAGUCCGCGGGGUGUCCGCCGUGCUCGCCUUCCCGCGCUCCACCGAGGAGCUCAUCCAGGUGGAGUUCCUCUCCUCUUUUCUGGAGAUCCCCUUCGUCUCCAUCCUGGAGGACACGGAGCCCCUGGUCACCAAGAACCUGUUCCACCUUCAGAUGUCGGCUCGUGUACCUCCGUCUUCCCUGGGCAGCCUGCUGCUGGCCGUCUUGCAGGGGGGCGAUGGGGUCCAGGAACGGGGCGCCCGGGAGGAUGGCGCCUGGGGUGGCGCCGCUGUGCUCUGCCCCGGAUGGGAGGAAGGCAGCGACGGGUUGCUUUCCCACCUGCAGACCCACAGCGGCGCAGCAUGGCACCUGUGGGACGUCAUCAACCUGACCCACAUCACAGGAGGGGGCGGGGACAGGAGGGGCGAGGCCAGCGAGGAAAGGCGGGAAGAUCAGCGUGAAGAGGAGGCCUUGCGGAUCCUCUCCACGAGUUUCCUGCGCUCCGCCUCGCCCAUCUCCAGCGUCCUCCUCCUCGGUUCCGACCCGGAGUGUCUCUCCUCCGUGCUGCGGGUCGCCCAGAGGCUCGCCCCGUCGCUACCAGCGCUUCAGUGGAUCAUGGGAUAUCCCCUGUCACCAGACUCCCUGCACACCUUGGGAGGUCCCCUCGGCCUGCUGGCUUACGGUGAGGUCGGACGUAAGCCAAUCAGCUUUUACAUCCGGGAUGCUCUGCAGCUGAUUGGCCGAGCCCUCACUGUGGCGACCAUGACCAGGCCUGACUUGGCGCUGAUCCAGAACACGGUCAACUGUUACGACAAACCAGUGCGACGAGAAACACUUUCUUCAGGACAAUAUCUGUCCAGGUUUUUUGCCAACACCUCCUUCACCGGCGCUACAGGCCUGAUCCAAGUGGAUGCCAGCCUCUCAAGGGUGCUCUCCUCACAGCUGUUCCAUGUCUGGAGCCUCAAAAGGGGUGCUCUGGGCCAGCCGGCGUGGGUCACCGUGGGCCAGUGGUCCCGAGGCAGGCUGGAGUUGGAGGGAGGCGUCCUGGGACUGGGGGGCUUCGGGAGCAGCCAGGGGCAAGGCCUCGGCGCCGGGGUGAGAGGAGGCGACGGCCAGGGGGACUUAAACGUGGGGGGACGCUGGAGGCCUGGACUUUCCGUCGAGGGACACCGUCUGCGUGUGGUGACGCUGGUGGAACAUCCGUUUGUGUUCACACGCGAGGUGGAUGAGGACGGACUGUGUCCAGCAGGUCAGCUCUGCCUGGACCCCAGAAGCAACCGUUCGGAUGUGAUACAAGGUCUCUUUAACCAGCUGCACAACCCCAACGCAUCAACGGUGGACUGGGAAAGCGGCCUUCCAGAGGAUCUGAGGAAGUGCUGCUACGGCUACUGCAUCGACCUGCUGGAGAAGCUGGCGGAGGACAUGGGCUUCACCUUCGACCUCUACAUCGUGGGAGAUGGAAAGUAUGGGGCGAUGAGCGGAGCCGGUCGCUGGACGGGGCUGGUGGGCGACCUGAGGAGCGGGAUGGCGGACAUGGCGGUCACCUCCUUCUCCAUCAACUCGGCCAGGAGCAGAGUCAUUGAUUUCACCUCCCCCUUCUACUCCACCAGCCUGGGCAUCCUGGUUCGCAGUCGGGACACCGCCGCCCCAAUCGGAGCUUUCAUGUGGCCCCUCCACUGGUCCAUGUGGGUGGGCAUUUUUGUCACACUGCACCUCACUGCGCUCUUCCUCACCCUGUACGAGUGGAACAGCCCCUUCGGCAUGACCCCCCACGGGAGAAACAGGAUGCGCGUCUUCUCCUAUUCCUCCGCCCUCAACCUCUGCUACGCCAUACUGUUUGGACGCACGGUCGCCACCAAGACCCCCAAAUGUUGGACAGGCCGUUUCCUGAUGAACCUGUGGGCCAUCUUCUGCCUCCUUGUGCUCUCCAGCUACACGGCUAACCUGGCAGCCGUCAUGGUCGGCGAAAAGACCUUCGAGCAGGUCUCUGGAAUCCAUGACGACAAGCUGCACCAUCCCUCGCUGGGCUUCCGAUUCGGCACGGUGAGGGAGAGCAGCGCCGAGGAUUACAUGAAGAAGAGCUUCCCCGAGAUGCACGACUACAUGCGGCGCUUCAACCAGCCCACCACCCCGGAUGGCGUGCACAUGCUGAAGACAGAUCCUCCGAUGUUGGACGCCUUCAUCAUGGACAAAGCCCUGCUGGAUUUCGAGGUGUCCAUCGACGCAGACUGUAAGCUGCUCACGGUGGGGAAGCCGUUCGCCAUUGAAGGUUACGGCAUCGGACUGCCGCAGGGCUCACCCCUGACCCGCAACGUGUCAGAGUUUGUGAGCCGCUACAAGUCGGACGGCUUCAUGGACAUGCUGCACGACAAAUGGUACAAGGUGGUGCCCUGCGGGAAGCGUGUCUUCGCCGUGACCGAGACGCUCCAGAUGGGGAUCCAGCAUUUUUCCGGCCUCUUCGUGCUGCUGUGCAUGGGGGUGGGCGGGGCCUUGCUGACUUUGGCAGGUGAGCACACCUUUUACCACCUGGUCAUCCCUCGACUCCGCCGCAGACACACACUGCAGUACUGGCUGCACACCAGCCAGAAAAUUCACAGAGCUCUCCACACGACGUACGAGGACGAAGGCAAGGAGCUGACGGGCCUCGAGCAAAACACCUCCUCUUGCAUCUCAGAGAACUGCACCCUGCACAGGAAGCAGCAUCAGCCUCCCCCUCUGUCUCCCCCCAAGUCCCUCCCCGCGUCCUCGUCGGCGGCAGACAGCGGCAGCUCCUCCUCGCCGUCCCACGAGCCCAAGGAGAAGCGGGUGCACUUUGACCUGGAGACGCUCCACAGCUACCGCCUGCGCACGCACACCGCCUCGGUGCGAGGGCGCCCCGGCAUGGUGGGCCGUCCCGGACUGGGCCUGGGCGGCUUGGGUCUUCCCAGCCUGGGGGCCUUCACUCCUCCCUCGCAGAUCAGCCUCCAAGCCAACGGCGGCCCUGUCUCGGCGCUGGCUUCCGCCGGGUUGGUGCUGUCGCCGCUGGGGGGUAGAGGCGCCCAGACCAGCCUGUGGGAAGGGGAGCUCCAGGAGCUCCAGGGGAAGAUCGAAACUUUUCGGAACCAGCUGAGGGAGGCCCUAGCCAGGAGGGCGGAGAUCCAGACCAGCUUGGAGAGGGAGCGGAGUGGGAUGGUGCGCCGGGACACCAGCCUGGAAAGGGAGCGGGACAGGCAGCAGGUCCAAACAAUCAGCACAGACAAGAGCAGCUCCACCCAGCCCAAAGCAGACAGAGACAGACCCAGCCAGGUUCUGACCCUCAACAACCAGCCCACAGGUACCACCCAACCCGCUGGCGUCCCCGGGACUCUGAAGUUCGGGAGAAGCAGCCAACUGAACACAAUUAACAGCCUUGACAGGGGGAGGGCCGCCCAGUUGCGCCCCGUUGACCCGCUGACUGUGGACAGGACUGUCCAGUCGCGCGCCUCCGCCAGUUUGGAGCGCAGUCGCCUCGGCCAGUCAGGCGCCGGGAGCGCCCAGCCGCGGAACACUUUGAGCCUGGACCGACAGAAGGCCAGCUUGUCGCGCGUUCUCAACACUUUGGAGAGGACAAAAGCCAACCAAUCAAAUGCAGGAGGCGGGACUUGAUUGUCUUUGGGCAAAGACCUACAACACAUAGUUGUAUCGCACAGCCGCGGGAAGUCAUUUACCUUACGCUAACUGCGGUACUACAGCCUCAUCACAUAUCGCACAAAAGCAGUAGAGUAGUCAGUGUACAGCUUGUACAGGAGUACUGAAAGUCGGUCAACACAGCCGUUUUUGUCUAAAUAUCUGGCAACACAAGUGAGCGGCAAGCAUGGCGAGUUAUGGGGCCACAUGAGUGCUGCCUGCACUGGGGGGGGAGCUGCUGUUCAUCAUGUUCGGGCUCCUUAUCACGUUGGAAAACUGGCAUACAAGCCCGGUUUCUGCUUCACGGUAGGCGCUGGAGUUCGUCUUUACCCCAGUGCCGGCAGCACUCGUGCAGCCCAGGGCCAUGACACCACCCAUGCUUGUCUGCUUGCUGCUACUCACUUUACACAACAACGGAUGUGUGCUAACUCAAUCGCUGCUGCUAUACAAGCUCUACACUGACUACUCUAAAGUAUGUCCCCUUCCAAGAUAUACUGUAAUUAGAAUGUUUACUGAUAUGCAAGGGGCAUUUUGAGAGUCUGUAUCUACAAAGUAGUUUGGAAAUAAUCUGAAGUAGUUUAUAAAUAACAACCAAAAAAUGUUCCACCACCUUGAGAGACGGACAAGCACACGCAGCGACAGCAGCAAGAGCACACUUCACGCAAAUGUGGAAAAGGCGGAAAUCUACAUUUCAUCCAACUAGUAACGUCUUACUUCAGGAUCACGCAUAUUCACUUUUUGUGUGUUUAUAAUCGUACUUCAUUUCUCAGCAUGGGCCAAAAAUGGCACUUUCUUCUUGAAUUCACACAAGUUCAGAACACGUUUUUGUGUGUUGAAGAAGCUGCAAAAUCGGUCAACAUCCCCCUAAGGGGAUGCUCUUUAAAUUUGCCUUUAGGAAUGCAUGAAAACAUUUCCCAGACGAUGCCCAAUUGGGUGCAUCAUGGUGGUCUACAGCCAUGACAUUUCCAAUUAUCAUCAAUUUCCAAUGAUAAACAUGUAUUAUUUUUACAUCCUGAAGAUGAAGAAACGUCAUUUAUGUUAUGACACCACAAGCAAAAAAAAAAAAAGGGAAAUACAUGCUUUUUUAUUUGAAUUUCCACAAUAUCGCACAAUGUUCUAAUGAUUUACAGUGGAACUUUGGUUAGCGUCAUUAACUAACUAACUAAAACGGACACUAACUGAAUCAAGUUUUACCAUGCGAAAUUAUGUAAAUCCAAUUAAUCCGUUCCAGAAAGCCAAAAACACAAUCACAUGAUCGUGUCUUGUUGUGUUAUUAAUACACCGCGUGAGUAUAACUGUUUUCUUCAGGUUUUUUUGUUUUUGUUGUUUUUUUAAUCAAUAAACGUCCUCAACUUAAAUAACUAUGAUGCUAGCUUGCUAACAAAAUGGCAUGUCUAUGACGCGAUCAGUGGUUUACUGUCAAAAAUCUUAACGCAAAACACUUUUUUAUAGUUGUACAUACAGUCAAACAAUUCCAAUUGCUUUUACAUCAAUAUAAAUGGUGAAUGAAAGGGAUAAAUGAAUAUUUAAUGUUGUUUUUUUAAACCUUCAUUGAAGACGUUUAAGUGUUCUAAAAGACACGAUGUGAAAGCGAGACACCACACGGAUAACACCUUCCCGUUUUGUUAUAUCUUGAAUUAAAUAAAAUAGUGUUUCUCACCUCAGUAACCCAAAAUGGGGCCAAAAAAAGUUUCAAGUGCGAGCAUUUUGAUAAAGAAGGCGAAAAAGAUCGUUGAAUUUAAUUGAAUUGAAUUUAAUUCGAUAAAUAACUCUUAACAAAACAGGAAGCCGUUGUCCUGUGUGUGUCUCGCUGCCACAUCGGGUCUUGGGAGCACACAUCAAGAAUCACGUCUUCAAUGAAGGUAAACCUUAACCUUAAAUGUUCAUUUAUCCGUUUCGUGCCUCAUUUAUUUGUGUUUAGAACACCAGCGUCGUAAUGUACACUAACCGGGAAAUGUACACAAACUGUACUGUUACAUAAAUAAUCGACAUUAACUGAAAAACACGCUAACUAAGGUUCCACUGUAUUUUACAAAUUAACACACAAUUGAACUGCAAUAAUGCUUGGUUAACUUUUAUGUUAUAACAACGUUUAUUUAAUUUCAUUUUAAUUGAUUUUAUUGUUCAAUUUAUUGUAACAUUUAUUAACAUUUAUUUUCGUUCAUUUUAUUUAGGAUUCCAGUGUGUUACUAGCCUUUUAUCGGUUUGGUAAUCAUAAUUGGACACUUAAAUGGGGAUUACAAAUGAACCCAAGAUGAAUCAUGUGACUUCUCCCAGCCAAUCCAUGAAAAAAAGUAUACCAAUAAUAAUGAAACCUUUAUAGUGAUAUUUUAUUAUGAAUAAUUUAAAAUGUCAACUUUUUUAAAGGCUUGUAAAAGUACAUUGAGGAUUUUUUUUUACCAUAUUUAAUUUAUUAGAACAUAUUUAAUGUAAUAAUAUAGAAUUUAUUUAGAAUUUUUUUAGCCAGUCCGCCAAGAGAAUAAAACAUACUUCCUAUCCAUGUCAAACGUCCAGGGCUGUCAAAUAUGCUAUUGUUGUGCAAUUCCAAAUUCGUCCACUAGAGGGACCCAUUUCCCUUCUUCCCGCGGCUGUGGAGGCCUGCAAGUGAGGACAUUCAUGAAGUAAUCUAUUUUUAAAAGGAGAAGAUUAAAUCCUUGAUGGGUCAGCCAAUCACGUCGUGCGACACUCCCGCAUCCAUUUCGUGUGUGGACGCUGGUGCGAGGUCAAUGGCCUGCCAGGACAUCCGAUGGAAGUGAUGCUCAACUUGAGGCUUUUUAGACAUGUCAGCGCAGCUCUCUUCCUUCCAUGUGGAGCCUGAUUUAAAAAAUAUAUAUAUAUACAAAAAAAACAUUUUCAAAUGUCUUAA